This is a messenger RNA of Fulvia fulva, 1470 nucleotides long. RefSeq names its product Serine/threonine-protein phosphatase T. Gene Ontology annotation, cellular component: nucleus; cytosol. The record is from RefSeq and is a predicted model, not a curated record. Gene Ontology annotation, molecular function: protein serine/threonine phosphatase activity; protein binding. The transcript has 2 exons. NCBI's taxonomy places the organism in Eukaryota, Fungi, Ascomycota, Dothideomycetes, Mycosphaerellales, Mycosphaerellaceae. The coding region runs from base 1 to 1470 and encodes 489 amino acids.
AUGGCCGCCGAAGAUGCAGUGGCGCCUAUGAGCGACGCAAAAGUGCAGGAGGCAGUCGAGCUGAAGAACAAGGGCAACGAAGCGUUCAAGAACAAGGACUGGCCUACUGCUAUCGAGUGCUACACCAAAGCCAUCGAAGCGAACGACCAAGAACCGUCCUUCUACACAAAUCGCGCGCAGGCCAACAUCAAGCUUGAAGCAUACGGCUAUGCUGUUGCAGAUGCGACCAAGGCGAUUGAGAUCAACCCAAACUUUGUGAAAGCGUACUAUAGGCGAGCAGUGGCCAACACUGCCAUCCUCAAGCAUGCCGACGCGAUACACGAUUGGAAGAUGGUGGUGCGGAAGAAUCCUGCAGACAAGGUCGCGAAAGCACAAUAUGAGGCUUGCCAGAAGCUAGUCAAGAGAGAUGCCUUUCUGAAGGCCAUCGAGGUUGCAGAUGCGCCAUCGGCGGCAGAGGGACUGGACUUGGAGAACAUGACUGUUGAAGAUUCGUAUGAUGGACUGCGUCUGAAGGAUGAAAUGACACCAGAGUUUAUCGAUGACAUGAUUACAAGAUUUGAGAAUGGCAAGAAGAUACACAAGAAAUACGUCUAUCAGAUAAUACUCGCGGUCAAGGACCUGGUCUACAACGAGCCGACCAUGGUGGAGACCCAUGUGCCCGAGGGCAAGAGCAUCACAGUCUGCGGCGACACACACGGUCAAUACUUCGAUCUUCUCAACAUCUUCCGAACGAACGGCUUCCCUUCAGAAGAACACCACUACCUCUUCAACGGAGACUUCGUCGAUCGGGGUUCCUGGUCGUGCGAGAUCGCCCUCCUGCUCUACGCCUACAAGUGGAAGUACCCCAAAUCCUUCUUCCUCAACCGCGGCAACCACGAGACAGACGACAUGAACCGCAUGUACGGCUUCGAAGGCGAGUGCAAGCACAAAUACAGCGAGCGUGUCUUCAAACUCUUCUCCGAAUCAUUCUCCGCACUACCUCUAGCCACCCUCAUCGGCGACAAAUACUUCGUCCUCCACGGCGGCCUCUUCUCCGACGACGAGACCUCCCUCGACGACAUCCGCAAACUCGACCGCCACAGCCAAAGACAACCAGGCCAAUCAGGCCUCAUGAUGGAAAUGCUGUGGACAGACCCACAGACUGCUCCAGGCCGUGGGCCUUCGAAACGUGGAGUGGGUCUUCAGUUCGGGCCCGAUGUCACGAAGCGCUUCUGUGAGAAGAACGGUCUCAAGGCUAUCAUUCGAAGUCACGAAGUGCGGAUGGAGGGCUAUGAAGAGGAGCAUGAUGGUCAUUGUAUCACAGUCUUCUCCGCGCCGAAGUAUUGCGAUUCGACCGAGAACAAGGGCGCGUACAUCAACAUUGGGCCGGAUUAUGAGCUCAAGUAUGUGCAGUUCGAUGCUGUGCCGCAUCCUGAUAUUAAGCCUAUGGCAUACGCCAACCAGGGCAUGAUGUCCAUGAUGGGCAUGUAA